AAUAUCCGCGUGCGAGAAAUUCGCGCAGAUCGAACCGGCUCCGAGAUUUUUAUUGAGGAGCUUGGCUCGCGAUUGUAAUCCAGAAUGGUAUUUCUGUCCAGGCUGUUGAGGGCCGACAUUUGUAAACAGAGUCUCCUGUCGCUCAGAAAGUCCACGGGGCAUUCUUUCCAACAUUGUAAAAAGGCCCUGGAGCAUUCAAACAACGACAUCAAUGAGGCGGUGAAAUGGUUAGAAUCCGAAGCAGUCAAACAAGGUUGGACCAAACUCGAGAGAGCUGCCGCGCGCGCGACGAAGGAAGGUGUCUUCGGUGUGGCACGCAUCGAGAACGUAGCAGCGGUCACGGAAGUCAACUGCGAGACAGAUUUUGUCGCGCGAAACUCCGAACUGCGUGGUUUCGCCGCUCGAGUCUCGGAGGGUCUUUGCGGAGAGUUCGCGGAGAAAGCCCCUAUCGGCCUGAAACAAAUUUCUUGGGAGGAAAUUUCGCAGUUGAUUCUCGGAGAGCAGAGUAUCGAAGAGAGCCGAGCGAGACUCGUCGCAAAGUUAGGCGAAAACUUGAAUGUACGUCGGUCCUUGGUGGUAUCUCCGCCUGACGGCGAGAAAGUCGCCGUGAGCUGCCAUCCCGACGGCACGUUUGGGAGGUAUGGCGCCGCUAUCUUCUAUAAAGGUGGCAACGCGGAAAUCGCUGAGAAAUUGUGCCGUCAUAUUAUCGGAAUGAGACCGAUUGCCAUCGGGACAGAAGAAGAUUUGGCGAGAGCGAAGAAAGCUCGAGAUGCGUACAAAGGUCAGGCCAAAGAGGCUGCGAGUGACAAGCAAGACGCUGCCGCUAGCGGCACGGAGGGACCUGGCGGAGAAGGAGAAGAAGAAGCCGAAGAAGAAGCUCCCGAAAGCGUCGAUGAAGAUUUGCUGCUGCUCCAGAAUUACGUUUUCGAUCAAGAUCUGAAAGUGGCAGAUAUUCUCCGGGAACACGACAUGGAAAUAAUGAAAUUCUGGAGAUUCGAGUGCGGUGAUGAGCUAAUGGAGAGCAAAGCUCGGGAAUAAUCGUCAUCCGCCCUAAGGACUAGUAACUUUAAGCUUAAUCAUCUGAUUCAUUAUUGGAGCGAAUAAAAAACUCUUAAACGAAAACCGGA
Molecule: messenger RNA, 1127 nt
Organism: Galendromus occidentalis (western predatory mite)
Lineage: Eukaryota; Metazoa; Arthropoda; Arachnida; Mesostigmata; Phytoseiidae
Gene: mEFTs
Product: elongation factor Ts, mitochondrial
Exons: 7
Coding region: 85-1038 (317 amino acids)
Biological process (GO): mitochondrial translational elongation
Molecular function (GO): translation elongation factor activity; protein binding
Source: RefSeq, a predicted model, not a curated record